UAAUGAGGAAGGACUAGUGUUGAACAAGUAAUUGAUGAUGCCAGCUGCAUAGCGUAAGUAGUAUACGUACGUCGCUGACACGUCGACUUGCAAACGCCUUUCUUACAGCUAGCUCUCCUCCAUCUCAAUUUAUUCUGGUCACUAUGACCAUCUCAGACUACCUGGUCACAGACGAUCUCACCGUUCUUCUCGGCUUCAUCGGGGUGUCUGUAUUUCUCCUCCAGAACCUCUACAAACCACAGCCUCUCGUCCAUCCAAUUCUCCUAGGUCGGCAAAGUGAUGCCGGGCGUGUGAGGAAUCCAGGCGAGAGUGCGGUUUACCGCAACUAUGGGACGGGGCUUAUGGGCAGGUUUCCUGUCCGACCUGACAAAGACGUGAAUGUUGUGACUGAUUUCGUGAAACCUGAAUUUGAUGCACCGCGUACUCUCUGGUCUACGAAAAUCACAAAUACUCAGCUGAAAGCGCGAGUCUCAGCUUUUGGCUCGGGGAUCGCUAAGCUUGUCCCAGAGGAUUCAAUUGUCUUGAUAUUGCUUAAUGAUUGCAUCGAGUUCAUUAUCACUGACCUCGCACUCUCGGAGCAGUCCAUUGCUUCCAUUACUCUGAGCUCCCCCAAGUUACUCGCACGAGUCCUUGAGAUGCACCCGCCCAAUGCCAUCAUCACAGACAAGACUUUUCUGCCGCACGUUCUUAAGGCCACUAGUGAUGCACACGAGCGCAAUCACGCGCUUAUUGUGGUUGACUGGUCUCAACCUUCGGAGAUCCUGAUACACUCCUGGAAUGAUAUUGAAUCUCAGGGCAAGGUACCUCAAGCCCCCAAAAAUGCUCCUCAGCCCGGUAGCGCAUACACCGUCUCAUUCUUCGAGACUCCAUCGGGUGGGGUGCAGUGUGUACAACUCUCGCACGAGAACUUCACUUCCGGGGUGACCGCGAUCAAGGCACUCUUCCCCUCGACCAUUAAUAUUUCUACUCUAGACACCAUAGUCUCUAGCCAUUCCCUGAGCACUCCAUACGGACGUGCCAUUGCUUACGCAGCUCUUUUCGAGGGCGCUAGUUUUGCAACUCUACCUUCGACAGGUACCUUCCAUGAUGGCGAUACACCGGCUCUAGAUGUAGCUGACAUCCUCUCUGCAACUAAGUUCCCGAUACCUUCUCCUACAGUCCUCUUCCUCAAGCCCGAACAUGUUCAAUCGCUUACAUCUUCGGUGAUAGACCGUGCGAAGAAGUCUUUCUUGUUCCCCCUGGCAUGGCGGCACAAAUUUGCUAGCCUUACAGAAGGAUUCGUUACCAAGGACAGUCUAUGGGACCGUACUGUCUUCGGUAGCGCGCGGGAAGAUGUACUUGGGAAAAUGGCUGACACAGUGAAGGCGGUUGUGAUCAGCGGCGGACUUUUACCGUCUGACGCGCUGGUGCCUGCUCGCUUGGCGCUCUCCAUCCCAUUGAUUAACACAUAUACGCAUGGAUCUGCCACUGGUCCUCUCUUCGCUACGCAUGCAUUUGAUCUGCAGAUGCUCCCUUCCUCGUCUCCAGCUACCGAACCUGCACAUGUUGGGGCACCAAGUGUCAAUGUUGAGGCAAAACUGAUCAGUGUCAAAGACAACGUAGUCGAACAGGGUGCGGACCCCAUUGGCGAAAUCUUGGUUCGAGGACCAUCAGUUGGUAACAUGCUGUCGGCUGAUGGAGAGGCUGGCGAGAAAAAUGCUUGGGUGCAUACGGGAAAGACAGCACGCGUGAUGACGAAUGGUGCGUUCAAAGUCCUUGGCUCUAUGUGAAAUUAUUGUUGUAGAAUUAGUUUGUUGCUCGUUUUGAUAUCUAUACAGUGCUGUUGUGCAAUCCCACCAAUGUACCCAUACUUACAUACUCUCCCACUAAAGUGCUGAUUCUGAUCCUUCACCGCCAAGACCAUAACAUAAGGUGAUCAUGCG
This is a messenger RNA of Suillus plorans, 1922 nucleotides long. RefSeq lists its product as uncharacterized. Gene Ontology annotation, cellular component: membrane; endoplasmic reticulum. The record is from RefSeq and is a predicted model, not a curated record. Lineage: Eukaryota; Fungi; Basidiomycota; Agaricomycetes; Boletales; Suillaceae. The transcript has 7 exons. Bases 144 to 1769 code for a protein of 541 amino acids. Gene Ontology annotation, molecular function: long-chain fatty acid-CoA ligase activity.